AUGCUUUUAUCUUCAAUUUUUUGUUUAAUAUUAUCUAAUGCAUUGUCUUUUAGACGUGACACAGCUAUUCUUUAUUCAAGAGUAGGUAUUAUAAUAUUAUUUUAUUGUAUUUAUUUAUCUUAUAAUAAUUUAUUUAUAACAUAUUUAGAUAAUGGUAUAGGGUUAUUUGGUGGUUUAUUUUAUACAUCACCUAUAACACAAACAUUUCAUAUAUUAAUAUUUAUUAUUACAUUAUUAAUAUUGAACAUAACUGGGUUUUAUCCUAGAAAACUUAUAUCUAGUCAGUAUUUAAGUUUAUCUAAAUUAUUAUUUACAAAAUUACAAUUUGUAAAAAAUAUUGCUGUAUCUAAUAUAAUUUUAAAAAAAGGAGAACAAUAUUCUAUAUUAGAAUAUACAUUAAUGUUAUUAUUUAUUGUAACAGGUAGUAUAUUAUUAAUAUCAAGUAGUGAUUUUGUAUCUAUUUUUUUAUCUAUAGAAUUACAAAGUUAUGGUUUAUAUUUAUUAUGUACUAUGUAUAGAAAUUCUGAAUCUGCUACAUCUGCUGGUUUAACUUAUUUCUUAUUAGGUGGAUUAUCAUCUUGUUUUAUAUUAUUAGGUAUAGCUUUAAUAUAUGCUAAUUUAGGUGUAACUUAUUUAGAUAGUUUUUAUGUAAUUAAUAAUUUAGCUGGUGUAUUAAAUGAACAACAAAUUACUACAUACAUACCUUAUUGCUUAUUAUUAAUUACUGUAGGAUUAUUAUUUAAAAUAUCAGCUGCUCCAUUUCAUUUUUGA
Penicillium olsonii is the source of this 771-nucleotide messenger RNA. NCBI's taxonomy places the organism in Eukaryota, Fungi, Ascomycota, Eurotiomycetes, Eurotiales, Aspergillaceae. The record is from the annotation of a GenBank genome assembly.